UCUUACAGCUCCACCUCUUCUUCUCAGUCUCUCAUUUCUGUAGAAAUCUCUCUCUCUCUCUCUCUCUCUCUCUCUCUCUCUCUCGAUUUCUAGGGUUUCGAUCUUUCAUGAACGUACAGAAACCAGAUCGGAUCUCUUAUGGCGGAUUCAAGCACCAACAAUGCCGACGCCACGACUCCAUCUCCUCACCAUCCCGUCUUUACCUCGUCCUCCCCAUGCGACGCAUCCCGGCCGUCGAUUCUGCUGUCAUCUGCUUCCUUCAAGGGACGUAGGAAGGGUUCCUCAAUCGCACGUGCCGGCACCUCUGACGUUGAUGAUCUUAUGAACCUCCUCCAUGGCUCCGACCCCGUCAAGGUCGAGCUCAAUCGCCUCGAGAAUGAGGUCCGAGAUAAAGAUAGGGAAUUGACAGAUGCACAGGCAGAAAUCAAAGCAUUGAAGUACUCAGAACGCCUUAGAGAAAAAGCAGUCGAAGAGUUAACUGAUGAGCUGCAAAAAGUGGAUGAAAAGCUCAAGGCCACUGAAGUUCUUCUGGAAAACAGAAAUCUCGAGAUUAAGAAGAUAAAUGAUGAGAAGAAGGCAGCUCUAGCUGCACAGUUUGCAGCAGAAGCCACGCUUCGAAGAGUUCAUGCUGCACAGAAGGACGAUGACAUGCCUCCAAUUGAAGCCAUCAUCACUCCACUAGAGGCCGAACUAAAGCUGGCUCGGUUGGAGGCAGCAAGGUUACAGGAUGAUAACAGAGCACUCGAUCGCCUCACCAAGUCAAAAGAGGCUGCUUUACUGGAAGCAGAGAGAACCGUUGAGAUAGCUUUGGCAAAAGCUUCCAUGGUUGAUGAUUUGCAAAACAAGAACCAAGAGCUAAUGAAGCAGAUCGAAAUAUGCCAGGAGGAGAACAAGAUUCUGGACAAGUUGCACAGGCAAAAGGUUGCAGAGGUUGAGAAGCUAAGCCAAACUGUACGUGAGCUUGAGGAAGCUGUUCUUUCUGGUGGUGCUGCUGCAAAUGCCGUGCGUGAUUACCAGCGGAAAGUACAGGAGAUGAAUGAGGAGCGGAAAACCCUUGAUCGAGAGCUAGCUCGUGCGAAGGUCACUGCAAAUCGAGUUGCAGUCGUAGUUGCAAACGAAUGGAAAGAUGCCAAUGACAAAGUAAUGCCUGUCAGGCAAUGGCUUGAAGAUAGAAGAUUUCUACAGGGAGAGAUGCAGCAGCUUCGAGAUAAACUAGCUGUAGCAGAACGUACUGCAAAAUCAGAAGCCCAGCUGAAAGAGAAGUUCCAAUUACGGCUCAAAGUUCUGGAAGAAAGGCUAAAAGCAUCACCAAAUGUCAACAGUCGCACUAUUUCAGAGGGAAGAAGCAUAAGCAAUGGCCGUUCACGCCGCCAGUCUCUUGGCGGGGCAGAAAACUUGCCGAGGUCGUCAUCUUCUAAUGGCUUUUCAUCGAGGAAAACAUCGAGUUCACCAUUCAGGUCUGCUCCUUCCAACAGUGCCACCGCAUUGUUGAAACUUGCCAAGGGUUCGUCGAGAUCGUUUGACGGUGGCAGUAGAUCAUUCGACAGGAAUAAGCCCUGCGCAAAUGGAGUGGGGCCCAGUGCUUCGCAUGGUGAAAGUGAUGAUGGGAUAAAGAACAAUGAGACAAAUGGUAUGUGUAAGGAGACCUCAGAGGGGAAACCAAGUGGAAAUAGGAAAGGGGAUCCUGAGGACUAUGUGCCAGGAUUGUUCUAUGAUAUGUUGCAGAAGGAGGUUGUCACUUUAAGAAAAGCUUGCCACGAGAAGGAUCAAAGCCUGAAGGACAAGGACGAUGCCAUUGAGAUGUUAGCGAAGAAAGUCGACACUUUGAAUAAAGCCAUGGAGGUUGAGGCAAAGAAGAUGCGGAGGGAAGUAGCUGUCAUGGAAAAGGAAGUGGCCGCGAUGCGCGUUGACAAGGUGCAUGAGUUGAGGGCACGUCGUCUCACAGCUUCCAAAGGCCCUGUAAAUGGUUCUCAGUUACUUUCUGGAAGGAACGUACGGAAUCGAUGAUGAUCAGUUGUUUCAAUUAGUAGGGUUUAUCAAUAUAUGGACGGGAUUGUUUCAAGGUUGGCACGGGUAAAUGCGUCGGGUUGCAUCUUGUCUUUCGUCUCUCGGUUUUCUUGUUUUGGGGGUGUCAUUUCCGAAGGACGCCAUUACCGGCGGGCCAGCCCAAAUGUAAAGAUCUAACGCUGUGUAUGUAUGGCUAUUAUCAUGGUUGUGUAUAUUUUUUUUCCUUUUGUAAUAAUAAGUUUGGGGUAGUUCCGAUUCUUGCA
Magnolia sinica is the source of this 2270-nucleotide messenger RNA. Its product is annotated as microtubule-associated protein 70-2-like. Lineage: Eukaryota; Viridiplantae; Streptophyta; Magnoliopsida; Magnoliales; Magnoliaceae. The coding region runs from base 139 to 2007 and encodes 622 amino acids. The record is from RefSeq and is a predicted model, not a curated record. The transcript has 11 exons. Gene Ontology annotation, molecular function: microtubule binding. Gene Ontology annotation, biological process: cytoskeleton organization.